Messenger RNA from Podarcis lilfordi (Lilford's wall lizard), 20067 nucleotides. The record is from the annotation of a GenBank genome assembly. Lineage: Eukaryota; Metazoa; Chordata; Lepidosauria; Squamata; Lacertidae.
AUGCGCUCCCCCUGCUUGGCGAGCCGAGGUUGCUUCCUCGGACCUGGAGGGGCCGGGCUGGCGGGCGCGCGCCUGAGGCUGCUGCUGCUGCUGCCGGGGCUCUUGGAGCGGGUGAGUGACGGGCGCGCGCGCGCGAGGCGGCGGCGGCGCGGGAGGAGAAGGAGCGCGCGCGAGGCACCGGCGGGCCGGAGCUGGAGCCUCCCGGGGCCGGGAGACGAGCCGGGGGCGGACUGGGGUGGGGGGGCUGCCUCCCAUCCUCUGGCCCAGGAGGAGGAGGGGGCGGACGGGCCUCCCGGGGCCGCGCGCGGGGCUCCCUCCUGCUCCGGGGCAGGCGCGCUCUGCGUGUGCUCAGAGGCAGGCGCUUGGCGGAGAAGCGAGGGAGCGCCCUCCCGGGGGAGCCCCCGUCCAGCCCCCCAUCCCGGACUUGCGCUCCGCCAGGUGCCUUUGCCGCUGGGAGAUUCCCCGCAGGCGGGACUCGCUCCCGGGGCGCCUGCAGCGCGCGGCCUGCGCUUUUGGAGAGCGCCGGCUCCAGCUUCGCGCAUUGCGCUCUGCCGUGGCAACCUGUCUCCCUUUCUCUUGCUCAGCCAGCCAUGCCGAGGUCUGCCCGGGGUCCACCCCAAAGGCCAGGCGAGCCACCCGCCGUGGGGCAGGAUCUGAAUCCAGGCCCCGGGGCACCGCGGGCAGAGGGCAUCUGGGGCAGGCGCUGCGGGGGCACCCGGAAGCCUGGAGGCCGGGCGCGCAGGGGGGGAUUUGCCAGGAGCCAUUUCCCUGAGCAGGAGGGAUGCAGAUGUUUCUGGAUGGGAUGGAUGGAGCCGCCAGGGACACACCUUGCUGUGGGCGCGGGUGAUGCCAACACCUUCCCUCGCUUCCUGGGCAGGGCUGGGCGCCCGCUAGGAAGGUGCUGCUCGCCGUUGCAUAACCUUGGAGGUGGGGGGGGGCACUGCAUUCCCAGGAAGGAAAGAUCCAGCCUGCAGCCCGCAUCCUCACCAGGGAGGAAUUCUCCAGGGGUGGCUCAUUCCUGGCACUCCCUCCCACCUCCCUGGAGGGCCUGCAUUGCCUUGCAAGCCGUGCCAGCCUGUUCAGGCGGCACCCCUCUUGGGGGCGAGAGGGAGGAGUUCCUGGAUCCCUGCCCUGGGUCUGUCUGGGCACUGUGCAGCGCCAGAACCUCAGCCCACCGGCAGCGCUCACCUUUUGCUCCUGAUAGUGGAAGGUUCGGGAAGGACGAAAGAAAGUCUGUCUUCACACAGCAGAUAACUGACCUGUGGAACUCCCUCCCACAGUGAUGACCACCAGCUUGGAUGGCUCUCAAAGAGGGUUAGGACAAUUGAUGGUGGGGGUGGCUGAGUGCCUCUGAAUCCCGGCUGCGGGAGAGUUGCUCUGGUACUCGGAUUCUGCUCGUGGUUUCCCAAUAAGGGCAUCUCGUUGGCCCCUGUGGGAACAGGAGGCUAAACUAGGUGGGCGACUGGCCUGAUCCAGCUGCUCUUGCAUUUGAGGCGGCCGCCACAUCCCAUGACACCAGUCCGGAAGACCCAACUGCUCUCUGCUUUUCCUUUCGUUUGUGGACAUGAAACCAAGAGCAAGGAAGGUGGCUGUGCCUUUGGUCAGGCCAGACUCUGGGUUGGCAACAUGGCACUUCUGAGGGUUCCUGGCCUGCAGUUCCCAUCAUCCUCAUCCCUCCUGGUUUCUGCCUGCGGGCAGCCCCUUGGCCCUUCCUCCGCUGACCCAGAGCUCCAUCCACCCCACUCUGGACACCCCACUCUGCUGCUGCCUUUGGGCCUGCCAUUCUCUUCUCCUCACUCCACUGGGGACUGCAUUGCAGGGGGUUGGACUAGAUGGUGCCUGGGGGUCCCUUACAAUUCUGUGAUUCACAGGAGGUUUCUAGCAGAGUUCGGAUGGGCGUCUGUUGCAUAGCUGUCAACUUUUCCCUUUUCUUGCGAGGAAUCCUAUUCAGAAUAAGGGAAUUUCCCUUUAAAAAAGGAAAACGUUGACAGCUAUGGUCUGUUGGGGAUUCUUCAGCUGCGAUUCCUGCAUUGCAGGGGGUUGGGCUACAAUUCUUCAUUUUUGUGGGUGCCUCUAAGCAUGUGCAGAGUGGCAGCCUCUUGGCAGAGCCCGGUCCAUUGUUUCAGAAACGAAGCUGCCCUUCCGUUUCCACUCAAUUCUGGCCUUUCCGGCAGGCGCCUUAUUCACCUCCUGAGUUCAUUACCUGCUUUUCCCACACUCAGAAGGGGCAGCAGCCAAAACCCCAGUCGGAGCCAAAAGAGAGAGAGAGAGGCGAGGAAGAGCAGAACGGGCACCAAACCAGAACCAGACACAGGGCAGAACCAAGCAGAGGCUGGCUGGGAAAUCCAGUUGGUGCCAAACCCUUCUCCAACCAAGCCCAGCAGCGAGGCAGAUCUUUGCCCCUCCUCAGGUGGGAGAGCCUUGGGGCUGGUUUGCAGGCUCCGUUGUUUGUUUCUUGAGGAGGCAGGCCCUCCAGGCGUGUGUGUUUUCCUGCUGCAUUUAUGUCUCCCCCCUUUCUCUACGGAGCCCAAGGUGGCGUACGUGCUUCUCCUCUCCCUCCUCGUUUAAUUCCCACAACAACCCCGUGUUGGGCUGAGACUGAGUGACCGGCCCCCAAGGUCGUCCUUCCUGGCUGAGUGGGCAGAUUUGGACCCUCGUGUAUCCUUGGUCGCAGAACCAUAGAAUCGUAGAGUUGGAAGGUUCUGCAAUGCAGAAAUGUUUCCUGGGCUGACACUCCCGUAGAAUUCUCUCUCUUAUAUUUCAUCUACACCAUCGGAAUGAAUUCUGGAACCAAAAUGCUUUUUCUGUGAAGCCUGAGCAGGAGCAGCAAACAAUUAUGACUGAUAGUUGUCGCUUGCCUCUGCUUCCCCCAUUUCACAAUUGUGAAGAAUAUUCGUGUGAUAUGAAUGGUCUGUGUCACCAUUAAGAAAAAGAGGUUGGAACUGGUCGAUUCGUUCCGGAGGUCCGUUCUUAACCUGAAACUGUUCUUAACCUGAAGCACCACUUUAGCUAAUGGGGCGUCCCGCUGCCACCGCGCCGCCGGAGCACAAUUUCUGUUCUCAUCCUGAAGCAAAGUUCUUACUUCUGGGUUAGCGGAGUCUGAAGCUUCUGUAACCACUGUAUCGGUAGACUGUCCCUGGAUCAAGGGACAUUCCUUCUUUAAGUUUUCAAAAUUCUUAACCCAUCUCAAGGUUGUCCUCUGAACUAGCCAGAUGUUUCCCUGAGAAUCAAUCACAGUCAGUCCAAAAUUUGAAAAAUAAUACUUCAGAGCUGUCCGGCCCCAAAAUGGCAACUAGACGUUCCAUUUUGGCGACUGCUGCCUCAGUUUAAGGAGCCCUUUGGCCCCUAGCUUAUACAUCUGAGUUCCCAACACUGCUAGCCACCAUGGACAGCCUUCUCCUCCUCUAUCAGCUUCCCCCCGUGUCCUCUUUAACGCCAAAGCACCUUCCUUCCUUUGCCUAUUUGCUGUGUUUGGGCUCUUUGGCCAAAAAGGCCCCCAGAGCAGUUGACAUCCUAUUAGGAGAAAGAAGAGACAGAUGCAGGCUGGCAGUAUGAAGGACGUGGCACCCCAAAGAGGACUUUAGGGCCCCCAAAUGGCAACCAGAACUAGACCUUCUGUUUUGGCGACAGCAGCAUUGGUUUAAGGAGCCGUUUGGUGCCCAGCUGAUGUGUCUGGGUCCAGCUCUCCUGUUCUCACAAGGCCUCUCUGGGAAAUCGGCAAGCCAGGAUCUGAGCACAAGAGCAACUCUCCCCUCCUGGGGUUUCCAGCAGCCCAUAUUCAGGGGAACAGUGGUACCUUGAGUUACGAAUGCCUCGGGUUACGAACGCCUCAGGUUACAAACUCUGCUAACCUGGAAGAGUUACCUCGAGUUGAAAACUUUGCCCCAGGAUGAGAACGGAAAUCGUGUGCCGGCGGCACAGGAGCAGGAGGCCCCAUUAGCAAAAAGAUGCCUCUUAUUAAGAACAGUUUCAUGUUAAGAACGGACCUCCAGAAAGAAUUAAGUUCGUAAGUAGAGGUACCUGUGUAUUUGUGGAGGCAGAGCAGAGCCCGGGUGGCCAGCAGCCAAGAGGCCAGAGGGGCCUGUCCUGGCAGGAAUAGUCCCGGCUUGGCAGCUAGAUUUCUCUCUGCGGUGAAACAGGCCGGCAGUGGCUGUCAGCAGAGUUCCUGAGGCUCAUUGUGUCGGAGUAAUUAGUGGGUUUUGUUCUCGGCUCCUUGCGCUCCCCGGGGUGGGGAGGGGGCCUGGGUGAACAGGUCCAGGGCUGCGUAAUUGCAGGCGCUGCCCCACCCACCUGGGAAGCAGCCGAGGAGAACCUUGCGGUGUUUUCGGGGCUUCCUUUGCAAGAUCCUCAUCUCUGCUUUCUCACGCUCAGGGGGAAGGGCCUGCUGCGGGCCUGCCAUCUUGGGAGGGGGCCGGGCGGCCGCUUAUGGAACCGUCCCAUUUGUAAGCGUUAGAAGAGUGACUAGUGGGGUGCCACAGGGUUCUGUCUUGGGCCCGGUCUUAUUCAACAUCUUUAUCAACGACUUGGAUGAUGGACUCAAGGGCAUCCUGAUCAAAUUUGCAGAUGACACCAAAUUGGGAGGGGUGGCUAACACCCCAGAGGACAGGAUCACACUUCAAAACGACCUUGACAGAUUGGAGAACUGGGCCAAAACAAACAAGAUGAAUUUUAACAGGGAGAAAUGUAAAGUAUUGCACUUGGGCAAAAAAAUGAGAGGCACAAAUACAAGAUGGGGGACACCUGGCUUGAGAGCAGUACAUGUGAAAAGGAUCUAGGAGUCUUGGUUGACCACAAACUUGACAUGAGCCAACAGUGUGACGCGGCAGCUAAAAAAGCCAAUGCAAUUCUGGGCUGCAUCAAUAGGAGUAUAGCAUCUAGAUCAAGGGAAGUAAUAGUGCCACUGUAUUCUGCUCUGGUCAGACCUCACCUGGAGUACUGUGUCCAGUUCUGGGCACCACAGUUCAAGAAGGACACUGACAAACUGGAACGUGUCCAGAGGAGGGCAACCAAAAUGGUCAAAGGCCUGGAAACGAUGCCUUAUGAGGAACGGCUAAGGAAGCUGGGCAUGUUUAGCCUGGAGAAGAGGAGGUUAAGGGGUGAUAUGAUAGCCAUGUUCAAAUACAGAAAAGGAUGUCACAUAGAGGAGGGAGAAAGGUUGUUUUCUGCUGCUCCAGAGAAGCGGACACGGAGCAAUGGAUCCAAACUACAAGAAAGAAGAUUCCACCUAAACAUUAGGAAGAACUUCCUGACAGUAAGAGCUGUUCGACAGUGGAAUUUGCUGCCAAGGAGUGUGGUGGAGUCUCCUUCUUUGGAGGUCUUUAAGCAGAGGCUUGACAACCAUAUGUCAGGAGUGCUCUGAUGGUGUUUCCUGCUUGGCAGGGGUUGGACUCGAUGGCCCUUGUGGUCUCUUCCAACUCUAUGAUUCUAUGAUUCUAUGAUUCUAAGGGGACCCCCAAGGGCCAUCUAGUUCAACUCCUUCAAUUCUGGAGCCGCAGCCAAAGAAUCCCUGCUUAAAAACCUCCAAGGAAGGAGAGAGCGUCUUUUGAGAGAGUCCGCUCCACAGCCAAAUAAAUAAUAAUAGUAAUAAUAAUUUAUUAUUUAUACCCCGCCCAUCUGGCUGGGUUUCCCCAGCCACUCUGUAUGGCUUCCAAAAGAAUAUUAAAAUACUGUGGUCUGUUAAACAUUAAAAGCUUCCCUAAAGAGGGCUGCCUUCAGAUGUCUUCUAAAAGUCUGGUAGUUGUUCUUCUCUUUGACAUCCGGUGGGAGGGUGUUCCACAGGGCGGGCACCACCACCAAGAAGGCCCUCUGCCUGGUUCCCUGUAGCUUUGCUUCUUGCAGGGAGGGAACCGCCAGAAGGCCCUCAGAGCUGGACCUCAGUGUCUGGAAGCUGCCCAGAGUGGCUGGGGAGACCCAGCCAGAUGGGCAGGGUACUAAUAAUAAGAAUAACAAUAAUAAUAUGUUCGUAAAGCAACAGGGAGGCUGCUUCUGUUUCUUUGGUUAUUGAAGCGGGGUAGAAAUGAUUGCCCUGAAACUGAAUAAACCAGCAACAAAAGAGCAUCAUUCUGGAAGAAGACAUGGGGGGGGGGUCCUUGCAAGGGCUGCUCCUCUCUUCCACUGCCUUGGGAGGGGCUGCUGGGCAGAGGCUGUACAGCUGGCAUCCCGCCCCUCCCGUUGCCCCUCCCUGUGGGAAUCCUGGGGUGCCCCCUGGACCAGGAGCAGGCACAGAGAGGGGGGAACCGAGAUUCCGUCCCUGGCUUGGCCUCAGUGUUAGAGGAAGCUGGGAGGGGAGAGCAGGCUGUAGUUCAGUGGUCUAGCCAGUGUUGGAAACUCGGGUGUAUAAGCUCGGGGCCAAAGGGCUCCUUAAACCGAGGCUGCAGGCACCAAAACUAAAUGUCCAGUUGCCAUUUGGGGGCCGGACAGCUCUGAAGUCUUAUUUUUCAAAUGAUGGACUGACUGUGAUUGAUUCUCAGUGAAACCUCUGGCUAGUUCAGAGGACAACCUUGAGCUGGGCUAAGAAUUUUGAAAACUUAAAGAAGAAAAUUAUAUAUAUAUAUAUAUAUAUAUAUAUAUACACACACACACACACACACACACACAUGUAUAUAUAUAUAUAUCUUAUUUUUCUUAAUGGUGACCAUUCAUAAUGUAGGCAGAUUCUUCACAUGUGUGAGCAGGGUGAGGGGGGAGUGAAGACAAGCGCCAGCAAUUCAUUAUAACAUUGUUCACUACUCCUGCCUCAGGCUGCCUAGAAAAAGCAUUUUCGUUACAGAAGUUCAUUCUUAGUGUGUGAAAACAGUCCCGAUCCAAGGAUCCCCAGGUGGCGGAGAUCUUGGGCCCCAUCCUGGCUCACGGGCAUCUUCACUUGGUCGCAAGUGGCCAAUAGCCAGGUGCAAAAUGUGCCAGGCGGAUUUCGAACCCUGGGCAGAGCAUCUUCGGUGGAGCUCCUGCAGGAUGGGCUCUCGGUCCUGUUGGCCCAAUUCUGUGGCUCUGCCCCCCAGCUGAGACCCAGCAGUCCCCCCCCCCCUGUUGAACCAGGCACUCAGUGGAUGCUUUUCAGAUGUCUAGUUAAUUUAAACGGAUUAUAUAUUUUUUUUAAAUAGUAUUUAUUAAGAUUUUAAGUUUACAAAAAGACAAAAGAAAACAGAAAGUAAAAAAAAACACCAGAUUAGACAAUAGUAAAACAACACAUCACAAUAAAAAACAAGGAAAUAAGAACACUUAAAAACAACAUACAAAAAAAAAGAAGACGACAAAUCGAGCCUUCCCAUAACUUAUCUUUCAUAUGCUUGUUUCCCUGACCUCCUCACACCUCCCUUUUUUGUAUUCUAAGUCAAUUAUCCAUUUCAGCAAAUCCUUUCCCUCUCUUCAAAAUUCUUAUCCUGAAAAUUUAUCUUGAUCUUACUAUAAGUUUACUUUCCCUCUUUUCACCAAUUAACAGUCUAUUUUUCUUAAAUCUUUGAUACAUUUUUGCUAAAAUCACAUAGAUUCAUUCCAACAUCAUUCUAACAUUCAUUAAUUUUACAAUGUUUCUGUAAAUAGUCUUUAAAUUUCUUCCAAUCUUCCUCCACCGACUCUUCUCCCUGGUCUCGGAUUCUGCCAGUCAUUUCCGCCAGUUCCAUAUAGUCCAUCACCUUCAUCUGCCAUUCUUCCAGAGUGGGUAGAUCUUGUGUCUUCCAAUACUUUGCAAUAAGUAUUCUUGCUGCUGUUGUGGCAUACAUAAAGAAAGUUCUGUCCCUCUUUGGCACCAAUUGGCCAACCAUGCCCAGGAGAAAGGCCUCUGGUUUCUUCAGAAAGGUAUAUUUAAAUACCUUUUUCAUUUCAUUAUAGAUCAUCUCCCAGAAAGCCUUAAUCCUUGGGCAUGUCCACCAAAGGUGAAAGAAUGUACCUUCCGUCUCUUUACAUUUCCAGCAUUUAUUAUCGGGCAAAUGAUAGAUUUUCGCAAGCUUGACUGGUGUCAUGUACCACCUGUAUAUCAUUUUCAUUAUAUUCUCUCUUAAGGCAUUACAUGCCGUGAACUUCAUACCUGUGGUCCAUAACUGUUCCCAGUCAGCCAUCAUAAUGUUAUGUCCAACAUCUUGUGCCCAUUUAAUCAUAACAGAUUUCACCGUUUCAUCCUGAGUGUUCCAUUUCAACAGCAAAUUAUACAUUCUUGACAAAUUCUUAGUUUUGGGGUCUAACAGUUCUGUUUCCAAUUUUGAUUUUUCCACCUGGAAGCCAAUUUUUUUAUCCAAAUUAUAUGCCUCCAUUAUCUGAUAAUAAUGAAGCCAAUCUCGCACUCUGUUUUUUAAUUUUUCAAAACUCUGCAAUUUUAUUCUGUCUCCCUCUUGUUCCAAAAUUUCCCAAUACUUCGGCCAUUUAGCCUCCAUAUUGAGCUUUUUCUGAGCCUUCGCUUCCAUUGGUGACAGCCAUCUUGGGGUUUUAUUCUCAAGCAAAUCCUUAUAUCUUAUCCAAACAUUAAGCAGUGCUUUUCUGACAAUAUGGUUUUUAAACGCUUUAUGUGCUUUGACCUUAUCAUACCAUAGAUAUGCAUGCCACCCAAAGACAUUAUUAAAACCUUCUAAAUCCAACACAUCAUUGUUUUCAAGAAGCAUCCAUUCUCUCAGCCAGCAAAAAGUGGCUGAUUCAUAAUAAAGUUUUAAGUCUGGCAGGGCAAAUCCACCUCUUUCCUUAGCAUCAGUUAAUAUCUUUAAUUUUAUUCGGGGUUUCUUGCCCUGCCAGACAAAUCUAGAGAUAUCUCUCUGCCACUUCUUGAAACACUCCAUUUUGUCUAGUAUUUGCAAUGUUUGAAACAAAAACAGCAUCCUUGGCAAUACAUUCAUCUUUAUCACAGCAAUUCGGCCUAGCAAUGAUAACUUCAAAUUUGACCAUAUUUCUAGAUCCUUUUUCACUUCCAUCCAACAUUUUUCAUAGUUAUCCUUAAACAGAUUCACAUUUUUAGCGGUCAUGUUAACCCCUAGGUAUUUCACUUUCUUAACCAAUGUUAAUCCUGUCUCCUUCUGAAACCUUUCUCUCUCCAUCACUGUUAAAUUUUUCUCUAAAACUUUAGUUUUCAUCUUAUCAACUUAAAUCCCACUACUUGUCCAAAUUCUUGGAUCAGUUCCAGUACUCUUUUGGUACUAGAUUCUGGCUCCUGUAAUGUCAAUACCAGAUCAUCAGCAAAUGCUUUCAGUUUGUACUGUUUUGCUCCCACUUGUAUACCUUUAACUGUUUGGUCCCUCCUAAUCAUAUUUAAAAGAACUUCCAGGACCGAUAUAAAAAGCAAUGGAGAGAUUGGGCAACCUUGUCGUGUUCCUUUCUCUAUCUUAAAUUCUUCCGUCACUACAUUGUUCACAAUUAAUUUAGCCUUUUGUUCUGAAUAAAUUGCACCUAUACCAUUUUCAAAACCUUGACCAACCCCCAUCCCCUGUAGGUUUUUCUUCAUAAAACUCCAAGAAAUAUUGUCAAAGGCUUUCUCCGCGUCCACAAAUAUCAAAACUGCUUUAGUAUUUGUCAAGGCUGACAGUAUUGAUAUUCACUUGUAACUUUUCUAAAAUAUUAAUUAUAUUCCUCGUGUUGUCAGACAAGUGUCUGCCCAGGAGAAAGCCAGCUUGGUCUUUAUGGAUUUCUUCUACUAGUACCUUUUUUAGUCUUUUAGCCAAAAUAUCUGCAAAAAUUUUAUAAUCCACAUUAAGCAAAGAUAUGGGGCGGUAAUUCUUAAGCUGUGUCUUCUCAGACUCUACUUUCGGUAUAAGUGUGAUGUAGGCUUCCUUCCAUGACUCUGGCGCCCUUUUCCCUUCCAAUAUUCCAUUACAGACUUCUUUUAAUGGCUGUAUUAUCCAUUCUUUCAGGGAUCUAUAGUAUCUUGAAGUCAGUCCGUCCGGGCCUGGAGAUUUACCCAAUUGCAUAUUCUGGAUGGCCCCUUCUAUCUCUUGCUCCAUUAUUUUGUAGUUCAACAUUAGCUUAUUUUCUUGAGAGAUUUUUUGUAAUCCAUUUGUUUUCAAAAAACAAUCAAUGUCCAUUUGUUUCUGAGUUUCCUGUAUAUAUAGUUGUUUAAAAUACCUCUGAAAGCACUUUCUAAUCUCCACUGGAUUCUGUAUAUUUUUCCCUUCUACUUCCAAAUUUGUGAUAGUGUUAAGUUUUUGUCUUUUUUUCAUUUGCCAAGCCAGCAGUUUUCCACAUUUAUUUGCCGAUUCAAAUGUCUUUUGUCUCAUCUGUUUAAUUUUCCAUUCUAUUUCCUGGUUCAUCAUUUUCAUAUAUUGUACUUGGUAUAACUUUAUCUCUUUCAAAAUCUCCUGCAACUUUGGUUUCACUCUCAGUUUCUUCUCUCCUUCCUUUAUUUUCUCCAGUAUUUUAUCUUUUUUCUCAUUUUGGACUCUCUUUUGAAUCGCAUUCUGUUGUAUCAAAAACCCUCUCAUAACCACUUUGCUUGCGUCCCAGAUUACUCUUUUUUCUACAGUGGUGUUCAUAUUUAUCUCAAAAUAGUCUCUCAGAGUUUUUGGGGCCUUCUUAGUCACUUCUUCGUUCCUAAACAAUGUGUCAUUCAUCCUCCAUCUGAAGGAACCAGUUGGUGUUAGUUUCAGUUCCAUCUUUACAGCAUUAUGGUCGGAGCAAGUUUUCGGGCAGAUUUCCACCUUUCUAGUUUUUGGAGCCAGUCCUCUAGUUACCCAAAUUUGGUCAAUUCUUGUCCAUGUCAUUUUGGCCUCAGAGAAGAAGGUUCCUCUCUUCCCAAAGGGUUUUAAUUCUCCAAAUGUCAGCUAAGUCCAUAUUGUCAGUCAUAUCAAAGAAAGUCUUUGGCAAUCUGCCAUCCUUAGUAACUACCUGUCUCUGUGCUUUAUCCAUAUUUGUAGACACUACACCAUUCAUAUCUCCCAUCAAGAUCAUAUUAUAAUCCAUAUAGUCCAUCAGAGUCUCAUGUAGCUUCUUAAAGAAUUCCGAUUUUCCCUCGUUUGGUGCAUAAAUACCUAAUAUCAAAAACUUCUCUCCUUGCGAUUGGAUUUCAAUUGCUACAAAUCUUCCUUGAUCAUCUUUAAAAAGAAAUUUUGGUGAUAGGCUCUCCUUUGCAUAUAGUACUACUCCUCUUUUUUUUACUUUGUCUGAUGAAAUAAAUUCUUGUCCCAAUCUUUUAUUUACCAGUAAUUUCCUAUGUAGCCUUAUCACAUGUGUUUCUUGUAAGCAAAUCAAGUCCAAUUGUUCCUUUUUUAAUACAUGAAAGAUUCUUCGUCUCCUCUCGGGGGAGUUCAUCCCAUUAAUAUUCCAGCUUAGUAUUUGCAGUGCCAUAAUGUAAUUACUUUAAGUCACCUCCAACUGCACCCAGUGCUUCUUCUUGUUCUGACGGUGGUGCUGGUAUCCCUUUCGCUGGGAAGUCCAAUCCAAAAUUUAACUUUGCUAAGUCCAGUAUAGGUGAUCUUUUGUCCAGUACUCCUUGCUCUAGUACUCUGUCUGGUGAUCUUCUGUCCGGUACUCCUGGUUCUUUUCCAAGUCCCUUCUGUAGGUCCUCUUCAUGGGUACUCAAAAAUUUGUCUUUAUCUUCAACUGAUCUUAUUUUUAUUUUUCUUCCUUUAAAACUGAAAGAUAGGCCUUGAGGAAAUUCCCACCUAAAGAUGAUACUGUUCCUUCUCAGCAGAGCAACCAAAUCUCCGUAAUUGGCCCUAAGGUCCAAAAGAUAUUUCGGGAUAUCUUUAAAUAUUUCCACUCUUGACUGCAAUAUUCCCAAGGGCUUCUGAAAGUGCCAGCCCAAAAUUUUAUCUCUCUCCUCUUUGGAUCGAAGGGUAGGGGAGACACCUUGAUCAUUUAAACGGAUUAUAACUCUUUUGCAACUUUGCUUAGAAACGGUAGCAUUUUCCAUAGAAACAACGGCCUAUAAAUUGUAUCAAAAAGCUCUGCGUGGAGAAGGACCCCUGUUCCGUCCCUGCCAGCAUCUUCAGGGAGAGCUAAGAAAGACCAAACCCAAAGCGCUGCUGCUGCCCGUCAGUGUUGACAGUUCUGAGCUAGCUGGGCCCUGGUCCUCCGUCUCCGCUUCUCCCUCGCCUGUCCUGCGUUCUUCCCGGUCUGACCGCUGGAGUCUCUUGCCGGCCCCUAAUGAUGGGUUGUGCGGCUGGCUGGGUUGCAUCUGCCACACCGGUCUGGUUUUGAAGUCCAGCUUGUGGGGCCGGAGGUGGGGCGGUUUGUGGGAGGGAGGGGAAGGGCCGGCGGCCUUUGUGAGAGGGAAGCCAGCCAGCCCAGGCCUGCAAAGAUGUGCCGGUCAGCUGGUUUUCCGCAGAAGAGGAGAGUCAGUGGCUGGUCCUGAAUGGAGGACGGCGCUGUCAAGUGCUGGUCCUGAUCCGUAGAACUGGGAAGGGUUCAGAGCAAAAUGGUCCAGGGGAUGGAGCGACGCCCCUGUGAGGAAGGCCUGCAACAAACUUUCUAGUUGAGAGAAAAGGAGGCAAUGGGAUAGACGUUUAUAAAGCUUUUCUUCCUCUCUUGUAACACUAGAAUUCAUGGGCAUCCCAUGCAGUGUUAGACAUCUGCCUGGCGCGUUUUGCUGCUGGCGCUGGUCCAGGUGCAAAUUCCUGGAGAUUUCUGGGCAUCAGGUUGGUGACCGCCGUUUAAAAACCUCUGCCUUAGUCCAUAGCUAAUGCCAUUUCCAUUCCCACUGGGUGUCUUUCUCCGUCUUGCCUCCUGGGACAAGGAGACUGUUGGAGGAGCAAGCGGCAGUCAGGCAACGUAGCUGAGAGCAUAGGACAAUGGGAUGAUAGAAGGGACCCCAAGGAUCAUCCAGUCCAGCCCCCUGGAGAAUAGACAUCCCGUUGUGGCGACUGCAACCGAGGUUCAAGGUGCCCUUUGGCGCUGAGCUUGUAUAUCGGAGUUUCUAACACUGCAUGAGGUUGAAGGCUGGAAGAUUCAGGAAAGGUACAAGAAAGACCUUCGUACAGUGCUGAGUUGAACUGUGGAACUCCCUGCCACAGGAGGCAGUCAUGACCACCAACCUGGUUGGGUUUCAAAGAGGGUUAGGCAAAUUGGGGGGCAGAGGGCCCAUUGCCAGUCCUUGGAGCAAAGAGUUGGGCCAAGUCUGGCACAUCCUUCCCCUAAUGAUGAUGCAAAUCCCCAUUUGUGAAGCAAAAGGCACUCUGCACAUGGGCAGAGGUAGGCCUGCUUCCAUCACUUCUGUGGGCCCUUCCAACUUGAGCUGGAAGGCAAGUUUGAAGACCUGUCUCUGGCGUCCCACUCGUGGCCGAGGGUUGUGGGGUUUCCCCAGUGAGUAACAAGCGCACCAGAAGAGCUUGGCUGGUGCUGGAUGAGGCCAGAGGAGGCCCAGCUGGGCCAGCACCCUUUUCUCCAGGUCGCCAGCCAGAUGCAUGUGGGGAACCAGCAAGUGGGAUCUGAGCCCAAGAGCUCUCUCCCCUCCUGGGGUCUCCAGAAAGGGGGGUUCAGGAGCGGCAUGGAGAGCCCCCCUCCUCCUCCAUGAAUUUGUCCCAUCCUCUUUCCAGCCCACAAGUUUUGCAUAUCACUCAUUUCCUGACAUGACGCAUCUUUGUUGGGUUCAGAGUUUCCGCCUCUUCUUGAUUCAGAGCUGAAAGGGGGGGGGGGCCUUUUGUCAGCCUGAGGCCUCAUUCCCUGAUGGCCAACCCAAGGCCCGGGGGCCGGAUGCGGCCCAAUCGCCUUCUCAAUCUGGCCCGCGGAUGGUCCAGGAAUCAGCGUGUUUUUACAUGAGUAGAAUGUGUCCUUUUCUUUAAAAUCCAUCUCUGGGUUAUUUGUGGGGCUGAGGAAUUCAUUCAUUGUUAUUUUUCAAAAUAUAGUUCACUCCUCCACAAGGUCUGAGGGACAGUGGACCAGCCCCCUGCUGAAAAAGUUUGCUGAUCCCUGAUCUAAGCUUUAAUUUUCUGUAAAGGUUUUCUUUUAAUAGUUCCUAUGGGUAAAGAUAUGGGGAGGCAAACUAAGGUCCGUGGGCCAGAUCCGGCCCAAUCGCCUUCUCAAUCUGGCCCUAUAUUUCUCCCAAAAUAUAGUCCAGCCCCCCACAAGGUCUGGAAAAGGUUGCUGACCCCUGGCCAAGGUUAUGGGGCCAAAUGUAAGGGGUGUGGCCGGAGCCACUAGUGGGCAGAGACCCCCCAAAAAACACAUGCAUCCACAGGCAGGCAUACAAAUAGUUGCAAAGAGCAGGCAUUCAGACACAUUUUGUGUCUCUGCCUCACCCGUUCAUUCUUGCCACCCCUGUGCCUUUGAGCUGCCAUACCUGCUCUGCCUGGGCUUGGACCACGUGACCUCUUGGAUCCCUUCCAACUCUUCCGUUCUGUGAUUCUAUGAACCUAAUGGCGGCACAGGGACAUUUUGGGCACUGGGGGUAUCGCAUCGCUUGGGGAGGUUUAGCCUUUCCUUCCGCAGCUGCGACCCCCCUCCCCAAACAACAGGCCCCCACUUGGAAAACCUCCUAGUGGCUCCCAGGGUUUUUUCAGGUCUAAUUCUGGCACCGGUGGAGGGGAGGAAUGCCGGCGCUCAAUGGGCCGGAUCCAGCCUCCAGAUCAGGAACAGGGUUAUUUAUUGCCGCUAAUCAAAUUUAUCUAGCCACCCAUCAAUAAAUAUUCCCGGAGCGGUUUGCAAGCAUAACGGCGUUAAUUAAAAAUACAAUAUAUAAUUAAUCUUGCCGAAUAAUUAUCUGGUCCAACCCCUCGCCUGGUGCAGGACGUCCUGUCCUCGGAUCGAAAGUCUGGCAAGACCGUCGAGGUAGAUAUCCCUCCGAAAUCUGGAAGGAAAGACUCCCCGUGUACACUUCCGCCCCACGGAAAGUCCUCCUUCCCUCUCUGCGGAAUCCUGAGCUGAAUGUUCUGCAAACUGCCCUUGCCAGGUGCAAAACAUUUUGCCGCCAGCCACCUGUGCGCAGCUUAGCAGUUCUUCCAUCUUGCCCCAAAGGCGCUUGGGAGAGAUUGGCUGCAAGUGUUUCUGUGCCACCGCUGGAAGCCUCUGACUCAAGAGGGGCAAAGUGGAGCACUUAGUCUUAGAGGACGGCUUUGGUGCAGUGAAUAUCUCGGAAACCUGGCGGUUAUCUCUGGCUGAGAACUCUAGGAAGGACAGAGAGCGGCAUAUCGGAGGUGGUGUCGCUCUGGACGUCAGACACAGCACUGAGUCCAGCAAGCUAGAAUUCCCCAAAGGGGCAGAUUCGUUGUGGGUGGUGGAAUUGACCAGGAGGGCACCCCUAGACUGAACCUUGAGUGGCACCCAAAACCUGGCACGAGAUGGCACAGUUGCCCAACCACUUGGGAGCAGCAGCCACCGUGCUAUUAAGUUAAAUAUGCAUUUAACUGGCCAAUUGCCCAGAAAAUUCAACACAGUUCCAUUUGACUUCCAAAGAGGAAACUUCGUCACAAUGAGGCUAUUGGUCAGCGAUGGGAGUUUUAGUUCAACCCCCUACGGAGGGCAUCACGUUGGCAACCUUAGUAAAGGCCUGGUAGUGAGGCAGUGAUAUGGUUGAAGCUCUUUUGGCUUCUUUUAUGCAAGUUAGGACUGGGCAAUAUCUCAAUAGAUCAUCGAAAACCGCAUUCAAGUCCAUAUCGUGAUUUUGGUUUCAUAAUUUUUGACCUGGCAAUAUAUUGCAAAUCAUGAUGUGUGUGCGCCCUAUGCCAAAAUUACAAUGGGAGGGAAACCGUGGCGCCUGCCACUGCCUCUCCCUAACUCCACCCCUAUUUCAGACAUUGCGAUACAUAUAUUGGUAUAGCGUGAUGUAUGGCUCAUGGUGUAUCACGAUGUGGAACACCAGACAUUGCCCAGCCCUAAUGCAGGUCUGUAGGAGCGGCCUUCUGGGAAUUUGCUGGUGUGUGGAGGUGGAAAUGUUCUAAAGUGCAUCCUUUGACAUGCAUAAUGUAUUUUGUCCUCAUUUUGCAUUUUUCUGUUGUGAACCCUGGGAUCGUAGGGUGAAGGGCAGCAUGCAAACUUUUAUCAUCAUCAUCAUUGAUAAUGUGGCAAGGAAGUAGAAAGGCAAAGAAUGGAGGAUUAAAUCUCUCCAAAAUGAUCAGGAGUUGGAGAAGUCAUUGGAGACCCGAAGGCUUCUUUUGAAAAAUGCAAGUUCUGUCUGAAUGAAGAGAACGAAAAGGAGCACAAACUUUGGCCAAAGAAGAAAGUUAAAGUAGAUAGUAAAGGAUGCUAAAAAAUAAAAAGGCUUUGAAGAGCACAUUGGUAAAAUCAUUGAGAUCAACGGCCAGAAGUGGCCAGAAGUGGUUUAAAUACAUUUGUUGCAGGAGACCAUCUAGGCUAGGAAGGGGUUAACCCUUGGGUGACCAGGGGGUCAAAAAUGUGCUAAAGGAAGACAAGGAGAUUGUGGAGAAACAGAAUGACUUCUGCAAGCCAAUGCCUGGAGGAGUGGGGUGAGAGCUGCACUCUGUGCAUGCUCCGAAGCCUCGCCCAUUUAUUUCUCGGGCUUUGUUUGCUCCGGUGUUUUGAAAUCUGGUUCCGUGGCUGAGCUCUGGCAAUGUCUGAUUCAGAGGGGUCCUUCCACAUGUCCUUGGAGACACCUUUUCAUCUUCUGACCUCCAAGGACCAGGCAAAAACAAACGGGAGCUGUGGGUCCUGAUUAGGAGAGGGCAGAAUUCAGUUAAACAUUAGGAGAGAUUAAGGGAGCCAGUGCUGACUGACUCCAGAGAUCCAGGACAACAUUGGCCUUAUCCGGCCCAGAUAAGAAGUGGAACAGUGGGGAGAAAGGCACCUCCUGGCUCCUUGAAGGGGGCCCUGGAGACCCCUAGCCAGGGGAAGGGGCAGCUCCUGCAGAUGGGGCUCUCUGGGGCCAGGCUGGACCAGGUGCCAUCACCUCCUGGAAUGGACUUGUGGGUCUGUGCCCCCUUUCUUUUUUCCAUAGGGUGGGACGUUUUUGGGGUGCAGCACUUUGCUGCGUUUCUGUGUGGCCAGAUGUUAGGGGUGUCAGGGGAGGGGCAGCACUGUUGGCUAUUUGCAGUAUAGUAGCGCUGCAGAGAGCUUGCUGGGGAGACCAGGCAUAACCAGGAACUCAAAAUAACUUUUUAACAAGGUUUUAAUAACAAACAAAAAAACUCCUUUUACACUAAAGAUAACAACAAACCAGACCCAACCAACCAACCACCAACCCCCCCCCCCCCCCAGGGUAAUGGGAGAGCUAGGUGCUGCUCCUUAUAUACUAGACCCAAUUGCUGACACAGCUUGAUGAACACAAUUCAGCAGCACCUGCCAUGUUUCACAGCUGCAAGACUGGGUCUCGUUAUUUGCCCUUAAAGACAUACACAACUUGUGAAACAAUAAUGAACCUUCACAUUUUACAGUGACCAUUCAACAAGCACAUGUGGUGGGGGCACGUCCUGCUCCUUUGGGGUUGUUCGCCCACCUUGGCUUCCCUGUGCUCAGUUCUUACCUGUGGCUCCUAGAAGCUGCCAGCAGGAGACAGAGGCCACAAUCCCGGGGAGGGGAGCCAAGGGGUCUUGAACCCUCAAUGAGUGAUUUGCGGGGGCUGCACUAGAUGACCCUCGGGGUCCCCUCCAGCUCUAUAUUUCUGUGGUUCUGUGACAUUUGGGGAGGGAGUCAUAAUGAUGUAUAGUUUGCUCUAGGGGGCUUAAUUUGGUCAGAAUUGAGUCCACACUUCCAGAGUUAACACUAAAUGCUGUAUUUUUCGCUCCAUAAGACGCACCUAGUUUUUAGAGGAGGAAAACAAGAAAAAAAAUAUUCUGAAUGAAACGGUGGAUGUAUGAUUUUUGUGGUUCAUGCUGUGGCCACAGACAUGCUAUGUGAUCUGAUGGUGAAUUUGGGGUGACCCAAUGCAAAAAUCCUGAGGAUCCAUGUGCCUUUCCCUCCCCCCUCCCAGGCAGCCUCCUUUAUCUCUAGAGUCCCUUAUCUCCCUCCCAAUCGCUUGCCAACCAGCUGCUCAGCCGCUUUGUUUCAACACCCCCUUCCCUCUUUCUAAAAAAAAUAGCACGAUCUGCUUUUUGCCGCUGGGCAAUUCGGCUCCAGGGACCACGCAUUCGCUCCAUAAGACGCACAGACAUUUCCCCUUACUUUUUAGGAGGAAAAAAGUGUGUCUUACGGAGUGAAAAAUACGGUAUGUUAGCGGCCACCAGAGCCGCUAGAGGGCCAUGAAAUCUUGUGCCCUGGGCUUUUUAGACUUGCCUCCCCAUCUAUUCUCUGAAAACCAAGGGGCAAAUUGGUUGCCAGCUGUGAAGUUUCUUCCAGCUCUCCUACCCCACGGAACUUCUUCUUUGGCGAUCAUCCGUCCGAUACCUGCUUGAUUUCCCCUGCCAGGGAGGACUUAAAAUCCUUCCUAAACUCAGACCUGGACGCAGACACCCUUGCCUUUGUCACGCCAAGGUUAGACUACCUCUGUGCUCUCUCUGUGGGGCUGCCCUUGGAGACGGUCCAGGAGCUCCUGUCAGGUCAGAUUGUGGCAGGUGAGGUGCCUGGCCAUCUCACCUGAGGCUCCUUGUGGUCCCUCGCUUGUUUACCAGCUCAUUUUGGGUGCUGGCAUUCUCAUUUCCUGCUUGUUCAUUUAUACACUGCCUAAUGCCUGGAUGGGACGCUGGUGGCGCUGUGGGACGUGGGUGGCGCUGUGGGUUAAAUCCCAGAGCCUAGGACAUGCCGAGCAGAAGGUUGGCGGUUCGAAUCCCCGCGACGGGGUGAGCUCCCGUUGCUCGGUCCCUGCUCCUGCCCACCUAGCAGUUCAAAAGCAUGUCAAAGUGCAAGUAGAUAAAUAGGUACCGCUCCGGCGGGAAGGUAAACAGCGUUUCCGUGCGCUGCUCUGGCUCGCCAGAAGCGGCUUAGUCAUGCUGGCCACAUGACCCAGAAGCUGUACGCCAGCUCCCUCGGCCAGUAAAGCAAGAUGAGCGUCGCAACCCCAGAGUCGGCCACGACUGGACCUAAUGGUCAGGGGUCCCUUUACCUUUACCUAAUGCCUGGACGGCUUCUAUUGACCUUUGAGGCCCCCAAUGGCCUGGGAUUCCUGCACUGCAGGCGGCUGGACUUUGGGGUCUCUUCCAGCUCUACAGCCCCAUGAUUCUGUGAUCUGCCCUACAGACUUGCUCAAGGUUUAAGAUCUGCCUCCCAUUCAUAGAAUUGCAGAGUUGGGAGGGAGCCCAAGGCAAGAAGAGCUGUUUGACAGCAGAGGUUUUUAAGCAGAGGCCAUCGGUCAUGGAUGCUGGAGCUGAGAUUCCUGCAUUGCGGGGGGGGGGGGGGGUUGGAUUAGAUGGCCCUCGGGAACCCUUCCAUGAUUCUAUGCAGCCCCAACAGAGUUUGUUCCACUGGUCUUUGAGACGCAGCUUUGAGUUUUCUGAUCAGGCCUCCUGACUGUGUGGCUUUGUUUUGCUGUUCUGCCUUCUUUGCAUAGCUUUGCAUGCGUUCAAAUUACAAGCAGGAAAAGAGUUGUAUGUGCUGGAUCAGGCCAGAGCCCCUCUAGCCCAGCCUCCUGUUCUCACAGCGGUUGACCAGAUGCUGGGGGGGGGGACCUGCAAGCGGGGCUGGAGCCCCAGAGCCCUCUGCCUUCCUGGGGCUUCCAGAAACGGGGAUUCAGAAGCACGUCUGGGGAGGGCAGAGUCCAGCCACCCUGGUUUCCAAUAGCCCUUUCCUCCUGCACAAAGUCGCCCUGUCCUCUUUGGAAGCUGCCCAAGUUGGUGGCCCUCCCCGCCUCCUGUGGCAGUGAGUUCCAUAGGUCCACUUGUAUAUUUCACAAUUUGCUGCACCAAUGCAUUACUUGAGGGGAAGCAGAGAAGAGGACGCGCUUGUCCUUUGUGCCACGGGCAGCGUUGUGACUCUGUGCGAUGCCAUGCGCGCUCUGAGUGCCUGUUUGCGUGCAUUCCCCUCUGGAAGCCGCCUGGGCCUGGUUGGGGGGCUCAGUGUGGGGCCAGGCGUCCUGGACAUUUGGGCAACCAGCCACGGCACUUGGGGGCCGCCCGACUCUCUCCUUGCUUGGACAGGUUCAGAGGCGGCUCCCAACCCCUCUUGCAACCCGCGUCCCCAGGAGGGGUGUCCCUGGGGGUGAGAGGGAUGGGGGGCAGCAGCACCCACAAAGAGGGGGCUCACCCCCUUCCUGGAUGUGUUCUUUUCCAGUAUCCUGUUCGCUGGCCGAGUUUGGGAUGGCAAGGCCUCCUCUUCACUGCCUUUCCUGAGGACUAG